Messenger RNA from Funneliformis geosporum, 498 nucleotides. Lineage: Eukaryota; Fungi; Glomeromycota; Glomeromycetes; Glomerales; Glomeraceae. The record is from the annotation of a GenBank genome assembly.
AUGGUCGGUGUACCUAAAUUUUCUUUUGAACAUUGGGUAGAUCAGUUUAUUGCAAAAGAUCAUAAAGUUGCGAGGGUUGACCAAAUGGAAACAGCGCUAGGCAAAGAGAUGCGCGAAAAAGCGACCAAGAAAAAGGAAGAAAAAGUUAUAAGACGUCAGUUAACUUCUAUCCUUACCGCCGGAACUCUUGUAGAUGGUGGACUGUUGACUAAUGAAAUGUCAACUUAUUGCAUGUCAAUUAAAGUUAGAGUCUUGUCCAACAAAAACGAUCCACCUGCUUAUGGCAUAUGUUUUGUUGAUACGGCAACUGGUGAAUUUAACCUCAUGUCAUUUGUUGAUGACAUUGAUCAGACUCAAUUCAAAACUUUAAUCAUGCAAGUGAAACCAAAAGAAAUAGUAUAUGAAAAAGAAAUGCUUAAUAAACGUUCACAACGUAUUUUAAAAACCUGUAUUAAUUAUCCCAUAUGGACUGGACUCAUACCUAAAAGAGAAUUUUAG